AUGGAUAUUAAUAUCAUCUAUAGGAAGAUUGCUUUACUAUCAUUGAUUGGAUUUUGCGUUAUAGCGAAAUGUCAAAAUCUACCUUACGUUACUAACGCCAAUUAUUCCCGUGAAACCAAAGCAAUUCAAUAUGGUGACGUUGUCUUGGGUGGAUUAUUUUCAGUUCAUUUUGAGUAUACGCCAUCACAACGUCGUUGUACUCAUAUGAAUGAACGUGGUGUUAAAUGGGUACAAUCGAUGAUUUAUACAGUCGAUCAGAUUAAUGAUAAUCCACAUCUUUUACCCAAUAUCACCAUAGGUUAUGAUCUACGUGAUACAUGUAAUAGUCCAAAUAAUGCCAUCCAAGAAAGCUUGAAUUUCGUAAUAUAUUCUCAUCUCGACGACAAUCAAAAUAAACAACUCGUGGAGAAUAAAAGCCAAUUUAGCUCAAUACCAAAUAUGAUCGGAGUAAUUGGAGGUCGAAGUAGCCGUGUUUCACUGACUGUUGCCAGUUUAUUGAGUAAUUUUGACAUAGCACAAGUUAGCUAUUCAUCGACAAGUCGUUUAUUAAGUAAUAUAAUUCAAUAUCGUUCCUUUUUUCGUACUGUGCCAACAGAUGAAAAUCAAGUUCAAGCAAUGAUUGAUAUUGUUCAACAUUUUAAUUGGACUUACGUUGCUAUCGUCGCGGUUGAUGAUAGCUAUGGACGCUUAGCUGCCGAUAGUUUCAAGAAAAGAGCAGCAGCACUGGGCCUAUGUAUCGCAGUAGAUCAACGCUUCCCCAAUCAAAAUAGCCAGCAAGCCAUGCAAGAUAUUGUAACUGAAUUAAGUCUGAUACCAAGAGCUAAGGUGAUUAUCUUAUUAUGUGCUGAAAAUGAAGCUGUGGAUUUUCUCUAUGUAGUGCAAAGGCAAAAUUUAACCGGUCGGAUCUUUAUUGGAUCCGAUGCUUGGGGUGAUUCGCCAAGAAUAGCCACUUUACAACAUGAUAUUGUCGAGGGAAUGCUGGGUGUUGUCUUAGAUGGUCAUCCAGUACCUCAAUUUGAAAAAUAUUUAAAAACCUUAGAUCUAUGCAAUAAUAAGCGUAAUCCAUGGUUUAAUCGAUUAUGGUAUGAAAAAGCUCGGAUGGAAAAGAUACCGCCUGACCGUAAUAAUUGCUUAAUACCAUUUGAAUUACUGCAUAAUUAUACUGAUACCUUUUAUCAAGAAAAUAGCAAAGUUGCUUAUGUCAUGGAUGCUAUUUAUGCCAUUGCUUAUGCUUUGCAUAAUAUGUUACAAUGUACAGCGACAUCUUGCAAACCAUUAAAAACCAUCGACCGUAGUACAUUUUUACAGUACUUACGUAAUGUUACUUUUAAUGCCAUUUCAGUUAAAAAUUUCCAU
Trichoplax adhaerens is the source of this 1356-nucleotide messenger RNA. RefSeq lists its product as uncharacterized. NCBI's taxonomy places the organism in Eukaryota, Metazoa, Placozoa, Uniplacotomia, Trichoplacea, Trichoplacidae. The annotation marks the transcript as partial. Gene Ontology annotation, molecular function: adenylate cyclase inhibiting G protein-coupled glutamate receptor activity. Gene Ontology annotation, biological process: G protein-coupled glutamate receptor signaling pathway; regulation of synaptic transmission, glutamatergic. The transcript has 2 exons. The record is from RefSeq and is a predicted model, not a curated record. Gene Ontology annotation, cellular component: membrane.